ACAUUUGGUGACAGGAGUGGGAUCCAGAUAAAUGGCAGAAGCGCCAGACCAGCAGCAUGCGGAGCAGGCAGUGCGCGCCCGAGGCAGCAGAAUAGUGUCUCUUCCUGAUUCGUUCAGUGAUGGCGAUGUGGAGCAAUGGCUCAAGAAGUUUACCCUUUGUGCUGAUGCAAAUGGGUGGGAAGACGAUGAGAGAAAAAAGAAGAUUCUUCCGACAUAUCUAAAUGGGAGAGCUUGGAUUGUUUAUGAUCGGUUGCCAGAAGACAAGAAGGACACGUAUGAUCGUUUGUGUACGUCACUUAAGAAUGUCUUUUCCCCUGUUACGGCAGAGAGACGCCGUCUGGCAACGAGGCAGUUCAGGGAGAGAAAAUGGAAGACUGAUGAACCAUUGGAGGUUUAUGCAGGAGAGCUAGAACGUCUCUUGGACAGGGCUUACCCAGCACUAGGAGCCGAUGAUCGGCAACAGCAGCUAGUAGACCAGUUCACUGAAGGAAUGCCACCAGCUGUACGUCGGGAAUUAGAACUUCAUGCACAAGCAACAUUCGAGGAUACCAUACUGCGAGCAAGAGAGCUAAUGCUCUUGGAAGACAGAAAGAAGGUACGAGCUCAGACUGUCGAAGCUGUCAAUGUGGUGAGGCAGGAUGUUACCCAUUCUGAUUACACAACUGAGCUGGAACGACGAGUGCAACAUCUAGAGGCACAAUUGCGGCAACCAACACCCACAUGGUCUAAAGAGAAAUACCCACAAUUACCUCACACACCACGAGGACUGAACAAAAGGGAUCUGAUUUGCUUUCAAUGCAAUCAGCCUGGGCACCUACGCCGCAAUCGUCCCUAG
Messenger RNA from Corticium candelabrum, 835 nucleotides. RefSeq lists its product as uncharacterized. Lineage: Eukaryota; Metazoa; Porifera; Homoscleromorpha; Homosclerophorida; Plakinidae. Bases 32 to 835 code for a protein of 267 amino acids. The record is from RefSeq and is a predicted model, not a curated record. The transcript has a single exon.